GAUUUCUUUUUUUUUUUUUCUUUUCCCAAUUUACGUCUAUGCUACUAAGGGCCCGUCAUUGAUAUUAUGUCAUCUGCUUCUCCAAUAUUGGUUGCUUGACUUGUCGUUUGUUCAUAUUUAUAUUUCUUAACAAGAAAUAAUUCCUGAAGUCGGUCAAACUAUUGAUGGAAAAAUAAAGCUCAAUAAUUUUUUUAGUGAUUUGGGUCCGGUGGAUGGGAUAGAUUUUAGUGAUUUGGGUUAAGUUAUUUUUUUUUUUUGACUUUUGAUUAAUAAAAAUUCAAUCAAUAAAAAAUUAUCACGUGUUAAGUUAAAAUGCUAAUUAUUUAUUUGUUAAGAAUAAAGGUAAAAUAGGGCCAAAUAAUUAGAUGAAAGUAUAUUUUAGAACCCAAGGUGAAUAAAGGAUAUAUUUACAUAAUUUUCAAUUGUUGAAGAGCAUUUUAGGCUUUUCGGAUAAAUCAAUUACCGUAAAGUGUUUUCCGAUAAAACCCAAAUAAAAUUAUAUAGCUCACCUACCAGUAAGGCAAGAUGAAUGGAGCCAAAGGAGAUGACAGAGCCGAAUGAGUGGAUAGAUCAACUCAGCCUCUUCAUUUACUAUUACCUUUUUAGCUCCUAGCCCCUAGAGCACCGUUUUAAUAACUUGUAAGAGACAAAUUAUAGUUCAUUUGAAAAGUGAAGAGCGUAAGUUUUUCCUUAGUUGGUAUGGCAGAUGGUAAAGAAGUAGGAGCUGCUGCACAAGUUAGAUCAAUAUUCAUAUACCCACUGAAAUCAUGCCGUGGUGUUUCUGUUUCUGAAGCACCCCUUUCUUCUACUGGAUUUCGAUGGGAUCGGCAGUGGAUAGUUGUGAACUCCAAAGGCAGAGCAUGUACUCAAAGAGUAGAGCCAUCACUUGCUCUAGUUGAGGUUGAAUUGCCAAAUGAGGCAUUAUUGGAGGACUGGGAACCAAAUGCAAGCUCAUUUUUAGUGAUAAGAGCCCCUGGUAUGGAUGUGCUUAAAGUCCCACUUGUUGAACCAUCUGAAGUAGCACAUGGUGUGUCUGUGUGGGAAUGGUCUGGCUCUGCUUUGGAUGAAGGAGAUGAAGCAUCAAAGUGGUUCUCCAAAUAUCUAGGGAAACCUAGUCGUCUCGUACGUUUCAAUGAAGUUUCCCAGUCUAGACCUACCGACCCUAAUUAUGCUCCCGGGUACAAAAUAAAAUUUAAUGAUGCAUAUCCCUUCCUCCUUACAUCCCAGAAAUCACUGGAUUUAUUAAAUGAACAACUCAAAGAGCCUGUGUCAAUUAACCGCUUCAGACCGAAUAUCCUCAUUGAUGGAUCGGAUCCCUUUUGUGAAGAUUUAUGGAAGGAUAUCAAAAUAGGUGAAAAUACAUUCCAUAGCACAGAGCUAUGCUAUCGCUGCAAGGUACCAACAAUCAAUCAAGAAACUGCAGAAGCAGGUUCCGAGCCAAGUGAAACGCUCAUGAAGUUCCGUUCAGAUGAAGUUUUAAAGACAAACAAGAAACCACAAGGCAGAAUUUACUUCGGUCAGCAUUUAGUGUGGGUGGAUUCUCUUGCACAAGAGAGAAAGACCAUCAAAGUAGAAGAUCCUGUUUAUGUCCUCAAGAUGGUUUCAUCCUAUGUUGAUGUAUCUGUGUGAAACCACAUAUACGUGAAUUAUUGUCUAGUAUGUCGUGUAUAAUUGUAGUUAUUGGCGUUGAAGGCGCUAGAGAGUGGACGAAACAUGAUAUAGUAACUAGCAAUAGGAAAGAGGAGCUGGACUGUACAACAGAAGGAUUCGUGGAACUCCUUUUAUUGAUGAACGUCAGAAAAAAAAUAACAUAACGUAGGUACGAGAUAAAGAACUUGAAAUUUGUGUCUAAUAAAUAAUUGUGCGGUUGCUUUUAUUCAAGGAUAACUAUAUAACUUUGCAAA
Molecule: messenger RNA, 1904 nt
Organism: Capsicum annuum
Lineage: Eukaryota; Viridiplantae; Streptophyta; Magnoliopsida; Solanales; Solanaceae
Product: molybdenum cofactor sulfurase
Exons: 8
Coding region: 700-1629 (309 amino acids)
Molecular function (GO): catalytic activity; molybdenum ion binding; pyridoxal phosphate binding
Source: RefSeq, a predicted model, not a curated record